Molecule: messenger RNA, 1347 nt
Organism: Panicum virgatum (switchgrass)
Lineage: Eukaryota; Viridiplantae; Streptophyta; Magnoliopsida; Poales; Poaceae
Product: esterase PIR7B-like
Exons: 3
Coding region: 313-1119 (268 amino acids)
Biological process (GO): salicylic acid metabolic process; jasmonic acid metabolic process
Molecular function (GO): methyl jasmonate esterase activity; methyl salicylate esterase activity; methyl indole-3-acetate esterase activity
Source: RefSeq, a predicted model, not a curated record
CAGCGAAUCCUGAUCCUCAAUUAUUAAACGCGCGCAUUACCGACUCAAUAUAGAACUGUCCAUUAUUCAGUCAGUUGAUUCCACAGACCACGCUUGCUGCUGCUUCUUCUUCUUGCAGCAGAAGAUGAGGCGAUCAACUUGAAGGAGAUUAGGAGAAGGAACACGCUGAGACGAUUAAUCUCUUGCCCGUACACCAUCACCACUUCUAUAUAAACAUCAAACCCUUGCAAGGCCGUGAAUCCAAAGCAGACAGCAUCCAUCGAUCACGAACCCCACACGGCCACACCAGCACGUACAGCAAGCAGAUCAGCAAUGGAGAGCGGCGGCGGCGGCAAGAAGAAGCAUUUCAUCCUGGUGCACGGGCUCUGCCACGGCGCGUGGUGCUGGUACAAGGUGGCCACCGCGCUCCGGGCCGCGGGGCACCGCGUGACGGCGCUCGACCUCGCCGCGUCGGGCGCCCACCCGGCGCGCCUGGACGAGGUCGCCUCGUUCGAGGAGUACUCGCGCCCGCUGCUGGACGCCGUCGCCGCGGCGGCGCCGGGCGGCGAGCGGCUCGUCCUCGUGGGCCACAGCCACGGCGGCCUCAGCCUCGCGCUCGCCAUGGAGAGGUUCCCGCGCAAGGUCGCCGCCGCCGUGUUCGUGGCCGCGGCGAUGCCCUGCGUCGGCAAGCACAUGGGCGUCACCACCGAGGAGUUCCUGCGAAGAACUGCUUCUAAAGGCCUGCUCAUGGACUGCCAAACGGUGGCCAUCAACAGCAGCAACUGCAACAAUGGAGUAGCAAUCGUGAUGGGUCCAAGAUUCAUGGAAGAAAAGUAUUACCAGGAGAGCCCAGCAGAGGACCUGACCCUGGCCAAGCUGCUGGUGAGGCCUGGCAACCAGUUCCUGGAGGACCCGGUGAUGAAGGACGAGGCGCUGCUCACGGCCGGCAACUACGGGUCGGUGAGGAAGGUGUACGUGGUGGCCAAGGCCGACGGCUCCAGCACCGAGGAGAUGCAGCGCUGGAUGGUGGCCAUGAGCCCCGGCACGGAGGUGGAGGAGAUCGCCGGCGCCGACCACGCCGUCAUGAGCUCCAGGCCCAGGGAACUUUGCGACCUCCUGCUCAGGAUAGCCAACAAAUAAAUACGACUACAAUAUACGAAGUCUAAUCUUGUGGCUUGUAGUAGCUAGAGCCCAUCUCGUGAUUCGUGAACAUAAGCAGCCAGCUUACACGCUGAGCGCUGUCGUUAUGGAAUAAGAUGCUUGCGCUUCCUUGGAAUUUCAGAGCGUUUCUCGCUUCAAUUGUUUGAUGUUGCAUGGAGCAUGACUGGAUCAUAUCAAAUGAAACAAUUAGAGCGUACUGUUGCAACA